Molecule: messenger RNA, 12022 nt
Organism: Porites lobata
Lineage: Eukaryota; Metazoa; Cnidaria; Anthozoa; Scleractinia; Poritidae
Source: the annotation of a GenBank genome assembly
AUGAAAGAGUUCACUCUGGGGAAACGCCAUCAAUGUAAACAAUGUGGCAAGUGUUUUAGCCAAGCAGGACACCUAAGGAAUCAUAAAAGAGUUCACACUGGGCAAAAGCCUUAUGAAUGUAAACAGUGUGGCAAGUUUUUUAGUCUACCAGGAAACCUAAAAAGGCAUGAAAGAGUUCACUCUGGGGAAACGCCAUAUGAAUGUAAACAAUGUGGCAAGUGUUUUAGCCAAGCAGGAACCGUAAGAAUUCAUGAAAGAGUUCACACUGGAGAAAAGCCUUAUGAAUGUAAAACGUGUGGCAAGUGUUUUAGCCAAGCAGGAACGCUAAGGAUUCAUGAAAGAGUUCAUACUGGGGAAAAGUCUUACAAAUGUAAACAGUGUGGCAAGUGUUUUAGAAAUGCAUGUGUCCUACGGAUUCAUGAAAGAGUUCACACUGGGGAAAAGCCUUACGAAUGUAAACAGUGUGGCAAGUGUUUUACGAAUGCAGGAGAGCAAACGAGGCAUGAAAGAGUUCACACUGGGGAAAAGCCUUACAAAUGUAAACAGUGUUGCAAGUGUUUUAGCCGAGCAGGAGGCCUAAGGAUUCAUGAAAGAGUUCACACUGGGGAAAAGCCUUAUGAAUGUAAACACUGUGGCAAGUGUUUUAGCAAAGCAGGAAACCUAAGGAUUCAUGAAAGAAUUCACACUGGGAAAAAGCCUUAUGAAUGUAAACAGUGUGGCAAGUGUUUUAGCCAAGCAGGAUACCUAAGGAUUCAUGAAAGAGUUCACACUGGGGAAAAGCCUUAUGAAUGUAAACACUGUGGCAAGUGUUUUAGCCAAGCAGGAACCCUAACGAUUCAUGAAAGAGUUCACACUGGGGAAAAACCUUAUGAAUGUAAACAGUGUGGCAAGUGUUUUAGCCAAGCAGGAACCCUAAGGAUUCAUGAAGGAAUUCACACUGUGGUUGAGUCACGUAAGUGUUCCUUGAAAAACAAAAGUUUGUCUAAACGUUUGAAAUCUUGCAAGUGGAAGAGAGCGGGAGGUAAAAACGUUGACGUUAGCAGAGCCAUAGGUUUUACAAACAAACUUCAAACACAGAGGCAGACUGGAAGCACUGAUCUAGCAGAUGCACAAUUGGUCAUCUUUGAGAAUUACAGCUGCUGGAUUUGUCAAGAGGAGAUGAGUAGCGAGGCUCUUCUUCUUCAACAUUAUGAAAACCAUAUGACCUAUGUUUGUGAAGAUGACUCUUAAGUUAAUCAAAGUAAAAACUAUGGGGAAUUCUGUAGGCUCUAGGAGGAGGGGGUGCAUCAAAUCACCUUGCAUCUCCCCACAGGCACCGGAGGGUUGUUGACCAAUGAUUUUAAACAAAGUGAAUUAGUGAUACUUUGCCUACAAUGUACAUGUAAUUGCAAAAUCGUUCUGAAUUUUUUGCGACGGUUGAGCAGUUCUUAACAUAGUUCACCAGAGAAUGGGCGGAAGAAACCAAGAAGAGGGGCCACUGCCAUAUUUUGUCAAUGUAUGAUUACCUCUGUUCUAAAACUGCCUCGAAAAGAAACUGAAAGUGCCAUCAGUGAAGAUUUUUGGGCUGCAGAAUUAUAUAAGAACCGUGUUUAUUUCAUUUAAAAAUCUUGCGGGUCAAUUAGGAGUUAGAGAUUACUGCGCAUUUGGAUAGGGAUGCCCUAGGGGGAGUGGCCCAUCUCAUCUGUUAAGUGUCACGUAACUAGAGAAAUAUAACUUAUAUGUACUAAUCCCUGGGGGGUGCUCUUAGGAAUUCUUGUUGUGGCGCCCAGUUCUCUAAAUCCUGACCCUAUUUCAGACCAAAAAUGUCUUUUUGACACCCGUUUUCAGAACAGACCUUUAAAAUCCAUACCCGUUUUCAGACCUUGCCUUUAGGCAGAAAUUGUGUCAUGAUUACUUAGAUUAGAGCAUAAACAUAAAAUCAUUUAUUCAAAUGCAUUUCGAAUUCGCAUAUUUCUAUUUCGUUUUUUGGGGGGGCGGGGUCGGGGGGGGGGGGUGUUGAGAGUUCUAGGUCAGGGCUCAAAUCAGAGUGCGCGGAUAUUUUUCAUUAGAGCUUUCUCUGGUUGUUACGCCAUACUGACAAGCCCCGAAGAGGGCGAAACAACUGCCUAUGGCUACAAUCCCGCUCUGUUUUGAGUUCUUUCGGUGUCGUGUUGAUGUCUUGCAGAAUUUAUUUUCACGUAGUGCGAUCAGCAUUGCAGUUUUCUGCUUGCAAAGUCUAAUAUGUCUACGAUAAGUACGUUCAUACGCUCCCGUAGUUCCCUCAUAAACCAUAGUCGAUUUCAGAGAAAAAUUUACACACGUUUUCAGACCAAAAAGGUCCAAAAACCAUACCCUUGGGGUGGCACAUACCUAUAUGGCUUUUAAAGGGGUUUUUCCACCCCCCCCCCCGGGGGUACUUUCUAACAUACUUUUUUCUGCAUCGUUCAUCUGUUUGCUAAGAAGCCCCCAACUUGGAACACUACUGAAAGAUCAUUAUGAUCAGCAGCAAACUUUGUGAAUAAUCAGAUUUACAACUUUCUUUCAAUUUUACUUUUGAACUUUUAAUGCCAUUAUCAAAAUACGUACGUAAAGUAGUCUAUUUGCCAUUUAAUCAAUUUUGAAGGUCCAGAAUUUUGCCGAUUGUCCACGUUUCGAUUUUUCUUAAUACUGCUGGCCCUCAAAACGCUCGCAAUGUACUCUCAGAAAACCAAAUUCUCCCAACGCCCCCUCCCCAUCCAAGAAUCAAGUGCACUCGUUUUGGUCCGUCUUCUCGUUGGAACGCACUGUCACAGAAAAAAAAACCUGGCUACGGGCCUGGCCGAGGAUAACUCUGUAGAAUAACCUCCUGCCUCUGGCCACAUCUCUGGCCUCAGAUCUUUCGCGCCGCUGUAUCUCAACUAGGAACGAAAAACACACCCAACAACUACCUGCUACGCAGGCUACUGCAAGUAGUAGUGGAGAACUGAACUGCUCGCUAAGUAACUGACGUUUUUGCUGCAUUUUAUAACUAGUAAUAGUUGACACUACAGCUGCCCCCGCUCUGUAUAUUGUCGGUCAAUAGCAUUCUUGCUCGUUGUGUAGCUCUUUGAAAUAUACCGAUUCAUAAGGAAGAUUUUCACACAUAUUCCAUACAAUAGGUGAGAUAAAUACAGGAAACUCAAGGUUCCAUGCACAGUUUCAGGUCGAUUUACACAGCUUUGAUCAAAACAUUCUCAGUUUCGAGAAUAGUUUAUUCUAAACCAUAAGAAAAGAUUUAAUUAGAAGUUGAAUUUUUCGCUAUUUAUCUUUCACUUUUUAUAUUCAGUUCACUUUAUUUGCCGGAAAGGAAGCCUUAGAAAUUAAAAGGACGUUUGAUCAAUUCCCGGGGGGGGGGCACUUGGGUAUUUUUUGGGUGGGUAUGUACCGCCCGGGACUCCAAAUUGGCACCCCAUUCUAGAAAAAAUUUCCACUGAAAUUGAUACCCCGUUCUAGAAUUCGCCCUAAAACUAAUACCCCGUUCUAGAAAUGGGCCAAUUUUUUAUACUCCGUUCUAGGGUGCAACAAGAGUACAACGGUUUGCUUGUUAACGCAUUGACCGUAUUUUUAAAAGCAAUCUGUCCUUGAAUACUUUCAAAUGGCUGCUUACAAAAGUGGAGAGCUUUCGUGGGUUCGAAAUAUUAUGCCCCGUUCUAGAAAACGCCUUUGAAAUGGAUACCCCGUUCUAAAUCAGGAGCUUCAAAAUCACGACCCCUUUGGGCGGCACAUACCCAUAUAGGUAAUGUAUGGGAGUACCCCCCCCGGAUCAAUUCACACGCGCGCAUUCUAGUCUUUUUUUAGAUUUUUUAUUGGAAGGACAUCUGUGAGCAGGGAAUAAGUCAGCGCAGAAUGUGAUUGUCGGAGAAUUUCUGUAAUCGUCCAUCGUUGUGCUAGUGAGAAGCUAGCCGUUGUUCACUUGUCUUGCUUAUUUGGGGUUGAGUCUUAUUCCGGUCAAAGAGAGAGAAAGAGUGUCUGGCAAGGUUUCCAAUGAACGAUUUGUGAACUCGUGUCUGGCAACCUCUCCAAGUGUUUAUAUAUACACAGUUAUACGCACCUUAUAACUUCUUCUGCGCUUAACGAGUGUCAUUAAAAUUUUGGUCCAUAACUUUCACCGAAACAACUGCUCCACUGAACGUAACGCAAAAGAGUGUCGAAGUAUGACUGCACAAUAAAUGUCACAAAAUCUACCUAAGCGGUCCCUUGGGGAUGUUCUGUCUUUACGUCAUCCUAACCAUUUCGUACUUGCGGGCGCAAACGAUAGAAACGUCAUCAUUACCUACCGAUUCCUCGCGGCCCCUGUUCAAGUAGUCUGCUACACAGCCGUUUUUAGUGGGGAGGAGCGUUGCGUGACGACACUAAAAACGGCUGUGUAGCAGACUACUGUUCAAGCAAAUCGAGAUUUUUUCUAUAUUGCCUGUAUGACUGUAUAUUUCAACUGUAAGUACUUUCCUUAAUAUACGCGCGAGUUCCUCGGGAUUGCGGGGGCAAUAAAAACUACUGAUAGAAAGUAUAGGUUGUACAUUUUAUAGCCUCGUAAAUUUCUAAGACCAAUAUCAUUACCGGCUUUGAGUGCAUGUAAGCGAUUUAUUUAAGAGAUUACCGAUUAGCCUGCGAGCAAGCUCAUUUGGGGAUAUCGUGAAAAGUGACGCGCGUGAGGCACGCGAGAGGAGAUGCGAAAGCGGGGGAUGGCCCCUCGCGACUCCCUUCGUUCGCCCAAACAUGAGAGCUUGAUCGCAGGUUGGAGCCCGUAACCCGGAGCGUGUAACCCCCAUGCUAGGCCUAUGUCACGGCGUUUUAACUGACCAGUUUAUUUUUUGACACAUUUUGAGGCAAUUUUUCCCGCGAAAAUGGAAUGUCUGCCACAUCCAUGAACGCAUUAAAAGGCAAAAGUUAUCAUUUUUAGGGCUGUAUGUUUUUGCUGACGGGUUUGUGUGACUUUAAAGAUAUUCUAAAUUCGCGCCAAGAUCUUUCUAAUGGGCUCCUGUCGUAGGCCAGAUUUCUGCCUUGUUUGAGAUACCUGUGGACAUGUGUCAAAAGGCGCGGGUCACUUAUUUAAAAAUAAAGGUCUCUUAUAACGUCUUACUUCGAGACACACUUCUGUAAGAAAGAAUAAUAUAAACCACUGUAUUCAACUGAAUUUUCGAAUCAAAGCAUAACCUUGAACGUACAGAAAAUGAGUUAUAAAGGGCAAUGAAGAAGUAAACAUAAAACGAAAAAUAUAUACCGUAAAUCCUCUAUUAAGCCUCCCUCUCAAAUAAGCCCCCCUCUCUAUUAAGCCCCGUCCCCCCUCCCCCUCCCCUUCAUUCUUCACAAACAAUACAUACAUAAACACAUGCAUACAUAUAUGUUUUUUAUUUUUUAUUUUUUGUUCACAGUCCUCUAUUUUCCCGUGAGAUCAUCGAGAUCGAGAGCUUUGCGUUACGGGCUACCCAUCUUUCAUGAGUGUCAAAACUACCUAGGGGGCGGGGUCGGUUUGGGAGGAAGCGAGAAAAAUAGAGGGACUGUAAUAACAUCACUGCAGCUCGCGUUCAGGAGGCGUGACAGGAAUUUCACGCCUUUUACCAUUCAUUAAUUAAGAAACUCCGCUGGUGAUGAAAAACAUGCCAGACACAUUUAGCAUCGAUUACGCGUGUUUACAAAUAUCUCCUUUCGUUCUGGGCCAUUCCUCGAAAUAAAAUCGGCAAACAUGCCCAAGAAAACAUUUUCCUAUUACUCAAAAUACCAAAAUCCUUCGUGUGUUCGCGCAAGAUGUGCCUUAUGGUAUGAAAUCGUACGUUUUAUGGAAACGUCGACUUGUCAAUGUCGGCAGCUUAAACUAAACCCGUUGACAACGCAGUGAUGUUAUUACAGUCCCUCUAUUUUUCUCGCCCCCUCCCGCCCCCCUGAGCUAUAAUCCCCGACGCCCACCCCCUCGGUACAUUUGAAAAUGACGGUAAGACGCGGUAUACACCUAAUUGCAAUAACGUUGUCUUCGAGAAAAGAAAAAAGGAAAAAGCCAAAUAGGAAUUAAUUAGGCUAAUAAGCCUAAUGAAUUCAUUUGCAGCAGCCGCACAUGGACGUCGUAUUUGCCUGUUGGAGUUUGCUAUUGUUUUAAAGAUGAAAGACAAUAAAUCUGAAAAUUCCAGCGGGGAAAUGUAACUGCUGCAAAUAGAUCCACCAUGAGAAUGUGGCUAAGUUAGCCGAAUUAAUUCCUAUUUGACUUUUUCCUUUUUUCAUUUUUCUAUGACAACGUCUUUGCAAUUGGGUGUGUCUAAACGAUCUCACGAAAAAAUAGGGGACUGUGAACAGUCUAUUUAACUUGGAAACUUAUACAGUAAAUAGUAUAUCAACUAUAAUUGCAAAUAACUAAAAUUACAAACAACAAUUAACGUGGACUGAUCAGUUAUGCUUUAUUCAGGCUAGAAAUUCAUAUUGUUUUCGGUCUUCGCCCACAUGAUCCCAACCUUGUGUGCUUAACUUUUUCAUCUUUACAAGGGAAAAGCGCCCUGGGGACGAGGUUGUCAACUCUACGCUCUGUGGAGAAUUGUUACCAUUUUCUUAUUGAUAGAAAAGGCACUAUAACACCCGGGAACCACAAGUCCGUCCUCGAGAAACCUUGCUCCCGUUGAUGCGUUUCGCCUCAAAUAAGCCCCCCCCCCCACACCUCUCUUUUAAGCCCCCCUCUCUAUUAAGCCCUCCCCACCUCAAAAGUGCUUGAAGAAAAUAAGCCCCCGGGGGGCUUAAUAGAGGAUUUACGGUAGACAAAUAUAUUUCAAUAUGUAUAUUUUCUGUUUUAAGGAUCAGUUUGUUUAUGAUUUGGUACAAGUUUUCAUUGUACUGAUCCAGGUCUACAACUAAGAGAUCCGGCACCAUUCAACGGUUUGUCGCUUGUACUUGCUGAUAUUUUAUAUUUUGGCACCGCAAUCUUUGUAUGAACAUUGAAUAUAUUUGGAGUGAUUUACGCGUGCAAAAAAGAUAGGAUAACUAAAAGUAAAAGUGUUGAAAGUAAAGUCAUCCAAUUGCUUAGCCUCUAUUCAAAAAAUUAUAGUCUUGCAAUAUUAGCUAAUAUUGGUGCCAAGACGUCUAGCUAAAUAAUAUGAAAUACAGUUUAAAAUAAUGAUAGCAAUAACAAAAUGGAGAAAAAUAUCAUAGCAUUAAUUAUAUUGUACAAUAAUAAAAUUCAUCAUUGACUAAAAUGCUCAAAUAAGAGUUUUUUGAAUCGAUCUGCGGACUUAAUGUUAACAAUUUCGCUUGGUAACGCAUUCCACUUAGACAAACAAACAAACAAAAAAAAACCCGUCACCCGUGCCCACACUAAGUUCAUAUCAUCUAGCUUAGGUCCCCACUCCUCACGGGUUUUUGCACUUUGCCAUGGUUCCUUCCACGAUGUGAAAAUCAAAAUGGCAGCCAUCAGAACGUGAUUUAUGAAUCCUUCAGUUCUUGGUUUUAUCUUCCCUCUUGUGAUUUGAUCAAAGCGACAAGGUCUUAUUACUAAAGGUAAGAAAGUUUUCAAUACAUUAUGGAUAUAUUCAGUUGUGAAAGUCAAAUGACAGCAGCUAGCUACUCGGAUGAGAACACACAGUACACAGAUGAUUCCGAGUCAUACUACUUUCGGGCUCGAUAUGGGGCCAUCAGAUCCUAAUAACAACGGACCUGAACUUGGUUUCCCAGAUACAAAUAUCUAUCUGCUUCUUUUAAUUUUUUUUUUUUAUGUUUCCAAGCAUAUUACGUUGUUUGGUAUCUGAAGGCUUCAAUUAGCUUUAAACUUAUCUUUUCAUGAUUAUUUUACUAUAGGCCAUUUUACAGUUAUGGAUGAAAGCGAGGGUGAGGGUGACCUUGUUUUGAUACAAACCUUCUUUGCUUUGUUAUGGUAAUUGUUCUUGAGAAAUACUAGUAAGCAUAAGAAUAACUUGAUUUUCAUAAUAAAGCAGGAAGGUUUGUAUCAAAACAAGGUCACCCUCAGCCUCGCUACCGUCCAUAACUGUAAAAUGGCCUAUUGCAUGUAAUAACGCAAGACGCCUAACUAAAAAAAAUGAAAUAAAGUUAAAAGUAAUGAUGGUAAAAAAAUGUCUACAAAAGAUAAAAUGGAUAAAAAACAUCAAAUUGACUGGGACUCUGGGACUUGUAUAACGUAUUGUACAGACUACUAUCAACGUCUUACUUUAGAAAGCUGAGCCGAGUUGUUCAAAGCUGGGUUAACCCAGGGUUAGUGCGAGAUUUGAAUUCAGAUUUGAAAGCUUAAAAAGCAUUUCAGUUUUAAUUCUUUUUGUCUACUAGUUGAUGAUUGGAAGCUCUAAAAAUAACAGAGAAAAUUAUCCGAGAAAAUGCUUUUGAACACAAGGAAAAGAAACCAAAAAUCGGCCUUCGAACAACUGGGCCCUGGUUUGCUAACUUAGAACAAAGGCCACUGAAUCGUAGCCAACAGUUACCAGCCCCGUACAAGCGACUUAUUGACGAGAUCAAGCAAAACUAACUACGAGAGAAGGACUGGAGAACUGACAAUUUGACUAACAAUAGACGACUGUUUAACUGUGACAAUAGACGGAUCGAAACGCACCAAUUACUGAUUAUAAGUCUUCAUAGCCAAUAACAUCACGGCUUAACUGACACACGACCAAUAACAUUGCGACGUAAUUGACCAAUCAGAUCAAUAACCGGAGUAUAAUACCAUCAACUGACAUGAUACAACUCACUUUGACUCUGAAGAUGACUACCGUACAGGUUGUCGAAACGUCAGUCACUGUCAACAACAGUCCUAUUCAGGACUAUGUUCACCCGGACGAUCAAACUCAACCUACUUUUCAUUUUCUUUACGUUUACAUGUGGUUGAAAAUCAUCUGGCACUCGAGGUUGCCCUUUUCUGUGGUAGUUGGUGUCUCAUUGACCAAUUUAAAAUGGGUGGGAUUUUCAGGAUCUGGCACAGGCUGGGGAAUAUGUUUCAUGGGCACAGGGCUUGUCCAUCCUUUGUUAGAAGUAAGAAUGAAACGAACAACGUUCAGUGAUCAUGGUAGAGUAGUCAUCAUAGAAGUACACCAUAAAGAGAUCAUUAAUUUUGUAAUGGGCAUUGAUGAAUUGUAGAAUUUUUUUAAUGUUCGCACUUCCAGGGACCCAUGAUUUCCUAUUCUGAUUCGCAGAUUGGUAUUCCUCAAGAUUACUCCUCCUCAGCUUCAUUUUUUCCAGCGGGGAGAGCAGUUAUGAAAUCCUCUAACACCGGCGCGUCAUCUACUCUCUCCCUGUACCACAAUUUAUUGGGUGUAUUUCAAUACCAAUACAGUUUCCAUGUGUUGACUCACCAAAUAACUGUCGCAUUUCUACCACAGUUUUAGCCUAAGUUCAUAUUUUUUUAGAGCCCGAUCUCUUUGUUCAAGAAAAAAACACAAAGCUCGUCACCACAGAAAGAAAAAUCUUCAAGGCCCGUUCGGUUUUUUCCUGACCCGGUCAUUCCCAUAAAUAAUGAACCGUCCCUUAGAUCUCAUUGUGUUUUGAACUGGGACUCAUGAUUUCCCACUUGUCCCAGGACGUGCACUGUACCAUAACUAUUUGUAACAAAAUCACUGCUGUUCUGGUAUAACUUAUUCAUGUGCUAGAAGUCGCGAUUUCUUUUUAAUCUUCAACUGCAUAACCUCCAAGUUUAUGUGCUUGAGUGUUUCCAAUUUGCAUUCCACUUGUUUUAUACAGAAUUAAUUUUUUGAUAUCAUCUUCUGGCAGCUGUUUGUUUGAUGUUUGUUUGUUCCAGUUUCAGAACAGGAAGUAGGGAACCAUUACUUUAGUCUGCUUCUUCCUCUCCCUUUUCUUUGCUUUUGGUAAUGCAUUUCACUAAAGUAAGUAACCUUCCUAUCAAAUAAUCCUCACUCUCUGUUAAACAUGCUUAAAAAAUAAGCACCCAGGGAGUUUUAUAGAGGAUUUAUAGUAAUACAGGUUCCACUAUAUUGUUUGUAGGAAAGCUGCAUGAUAAACCUUAAUGACCAAUAUAAUAAUUGUAAAACUAUGUUACUGCCAACGAGACAACCAAGCUAAGAAGCGAGGUUGCCUCCGUUGAAGAUUCAUAAUUCUGUGUAACCUUAUAUAAUUUGAAUUUUGACCAUAAAAUUAUUUGAAUGUAAGUAAGACCCCAUAUUUGGGCAAUCACGCCAUGGUCUUUUAGUUGCAACUCCUGGCCCGAGAUAAAGUGAUCCAGUGUAAAACUGAUCAUUAUCUGUUCCUGAGGAUCUAACGGGUGAGAAAGCUUUAAUACGAUUUCUUGUUUGAAAGAGCUAUUAGUGCUCCGUUUUGCUUUAUAAUUUAUGUUUAAAGAAACAGCUGAUCAAAGAAUAGGGUUGUAAGCUCAAAUUUUUGUUGGAGCCAGCUCUUUCCUUGCAGCUAGUUUUCAGUGUUCUCUUUUCCUUGUAAAUUGAAUUUGAAGCAGUAGCUGUUCAAUGAAUAGGUUUAUACUGCCAAAACUUUUAUCAUAACCAGCGUGUUCUUCGCAGUUCGAUUUACAUUGAGCUAGUCCUCACGGCCCCUCACCUUCCGUGAGGAUUGCAACACGUUUGUGGCCAUUUUGUCAACCAGCAUGUUCUUUUGCUGCUCAAUUUACAUUUAGACAGGCCUAAACUAACGUGAGGAUUGCAAUGAGUUUGUGGACAUUUUGUUUUAAAGACUAUCAUUAUGCCUUUUGAGAGUGACACUAGCUGAAGUUUUUAUUUUUAUACCUCUGGUUAGCCUGUGUGCCAGAGACUUUUCUAGCGCGGUUUCCGGUCAUUGCGCCCCAUUUUUUCGCUUUUGUCACAUUUUGCUUUACACCACUUUUUUCAUCAUGUAUAUUACUAUGUGGAAUACUGUUUUCUCACCCCAGACGAUGCUGUUGAUCGGCGAAAGGCAACCGUUUCUUUAGUAUGCUUCUUCCUCUACUUUUUUUCUUUGCUUUUGGUGAUGCAUCUCACUAAAUGAAAUAACCCUCCCUCUGAAAUAAUCCUUACUCUCUGGUAAACAUGCUUAAAAAAUAAGCCCCUAGAAAGCAUUAUAAAGGAUUUACAGUAAUACAGGUUCCACUAUUUUCUGUAUUACAGCUGCAUGAUGAGCCUUAAUUACCAUUUAUAAAUGCGUGUUAUUUUACAAACCACAUAUCAAAUACAAAGUCAACAAAAUAAUGAUAAAAUUAACCCUACUGAUGGAUUCUCCAUGUUGAAGGGGUCAUGGAAAGUUGUACAUGUAGGUAUGUAGUCAGUUUAUAAAAGCUCUAGAACCACUUUUUCAUAGGCAGGCAUCUUUAAAGUUUUCUAAUUUUUUUUCUAAUUCUCCCUCGCAAUCUUCAGAUCUCGCACCCCCUAGCUACAAAGUUGGGGCACCAAAACAUAACAUCAUUGUGCAUUUACCUGAGAAUAUUUCUUUUUCCUGCCAAAGGGUACCAUAACUAUAACACGUGAGAAGAAGAACAAACCCAAUGUCCUUUGAGUGCCUGCAGUGCCGCAAGUGCUUUAGUCUAGCAGGAAACCUAAGAAUUCAUGAAAGAGUUCAUACUGGGGAAAAGCCUUACAAAUGUAAACAGUGUGGCAAGAGUUUUAGCCAAGCAGGAACCCUAAAGCUUCAUCAAAGAGUUCACACUGGGGAAAAGUCUUAUGAAUGUAAACAGUGUGGCAAGUGUUUUAGCCAAGCAGGAACCCUAGGGAUGCAUGAAAGAAUUCACACUGGGGAAAAGCUGUACAAAUGUAAACAGUGUGGCAAGUGUUUUAGCCAAGCAGGAACCCUAAGGAUGCAUGAAAGAGUUCACACUGGGGAAAAGCCUUACGAAUGUAGACAGUGUGGCAAGUGUUUUAGUCUAGCAGGAAACCUAAGGAUGCAUGAAAGAGUUCACACUGGGGAAAAGCCUUACGAAUGUAAACAGUGUGGCAAGUGUUUUAGAAAUGCAGCACACCUGAAGAUUCACGAAAGAGUUCACACUUUGGAAAAGCCUUAUGAAUGUAAACAGUGUGGCAAGUGUUUUAGCCAAGCAGGAUACCUAAGGAUUCCGGGGAAAAGCCUUAUGAAUGUAAACAGUGUGGCAAGUGUUUUAGCCAAGCAGGAACCCUAA